Molecule: messenger RNA, 10011 nt
Organism: Sorex araneus (European shrew)
Lineage: Eukaryota; Metazoa; Chordata; Mammalia; Eulipotyphla; Soricidae
Gene: BICRAL
Product: BICRA like chromatin remodeling complex associated protein
Exons: 15
Coding region: 3667-6906 (1079 amino acids)
Biological process (GO): positive regulation of DNA-templated transcription
Cellular component (GO): SWI/SNF complex
Source: RefSeq, a predicted model, not a curated record
GAGCCGAGCCUUAAAGUCGGGAGCAGCCCGAGGUGUGAGCGGGCAGCGCAGACUGCGCAGUCACUGGCCAGCCGCGGGCAGCGGGCAGCGGGCGCGGGGAGGAGCGGCUGGCCGGCGCGCGGCUGCCUCUUGGCGCGGUGCGACCCCGCGGAGCGCCCGGGCCGCUCCCCGCUCCUUCCAGUCUGGAUUUCACCCGUUUCUCUGCUCGCCUUCCCAGCCUCCACCGUUUUUAACCGGGGUAUUUAACCGCCUAGGAAACUGUCACUUGAAAUGUCACUGCUAGACCUGCAUUUUGAUGCAGAGAAAGAUGGGAGGAGACGAGAGAAUUAAGUCGGCUCCAGUUUUCCACACCCUCCCUACUCUCCUCCUUUUCCUUCUCAUUUAAAGAAAAAAAAAAACAUACUUUUUUUUUUUUCUGCUGAAAAUCAGCACAGGCCUCAGCAUUUGGCAAUUCUUCACGUGGGGAGCGGGGGUUUUACUGUUGAAUGUGUUUGUGUCGCGCCCGCGCGCACCCGACAGAAAUGGGGAUGCUGAAAAAUUCCUGUGCGUCAACUUGCAGAAUACGUCAUUUUCAUUCGCUCUGUUCCGGGGGCAAGAUAGAUGAGGCUUGGGGGUUCUUGUUUGUUUGCUUUUAAGGUCGUUUCACAAAAUCAUGGGUCAGAAGCUGACGAAUGAGAUAGAACUGGUUAUCUUGUCCAAGUCACGGGAAAAGUGUUGCUGCUGCUUUAUUUCAUGAAGUGUUGAUUUCAGUUUAGAGGCUUAUUUUGCCAGAGGGAGAAGCCUGAUCUUCCCUUAAAAUUAACAGCAAUUGAACUUGCCCUGGACAAAUUUAGAUAGUCAUUUGUAUCUUGUACCAGUAAGGUUUCAUGUACCUGGGGAUUGCAGCUGGAAUAAAGCAGCAUUUUGUUAUUAGCGGUAAUGAAUAUUUCUGGGGGUGGAUGUUAGUGUGUAUUCCAGUCGGAAGUGCAUUAGAAUGUCUUACACCCUUUUAAGAAUUUCAUUUCUGCCCAUUGGCAGGUUUUGGAGUAGAGUCCAGCUGACUGCAAAUCUCUGAACAGUUUAGUUGACCUGGUCAAAUUUUAACAAGAAAGAAGCAGUAGAGGGUAAAAUGGGUAGUUUGCUGCAGGGUUGGGGGCUUUUGUCAAAGACUGAGUGGAAAUGACAGGGCUUGGAAGUGUGGUGAUCUGGAUUUGCUUGAUGGGACCGUUCUUGCUAGCCUCAGCCAAGCUAAGGCAGGUGAGCCAGACAUGCAUGUGAGGUUGUUCUGUAUUUCCAUCUUCUUUCUGGUGUUUGAGAGCAGACCUUUUAGUGUGCACCCUUGAAACGGAUCCUGCUCCUUAGAGGUAAGUGCCUGUUCUGAUGGACACAGAGGAUGAUGCACUGAUACAAAAAUAUGGCGAAAGCCAAGAGUUUAGACUACAUCAGAGGUAUCUUAGAAGGCUAGAGAGAGAGUUCAGCGGGCUGGAGCACUUGCCAUCUGGGUUCAAUCCCCUAGCACAGCCAUGUGUGGCCCCCAAAACAAGCAAAAAGCUAUCUUAGAGCAAGAAGUGGAUGACCUCCAUUAGGACCCCCAAGAUAUUCCAAGGGGUCACACUUAGGUAAAACUUACAUGCUGGGGGUCAGGGCAUGAGACUAAGGGCUAGCUGGUAGGAUAGUGAGGGCCUCGGAAGGAAACAAGGUCUGAGGGACCAUGGUUUAAAAAAUACUGAGAAAUGGUAUAUAGAGAAUUUGUGAAUCCAAGUAUCAUUUAUUGCUAUUAUUAUUAUUACUAUUUGUUUUGUUUUGGGGCCACACCUGGCAGUGCUCAUGACUUACUUUCUCUUGGGUCUGCACUCAGGAAUCCCUUCUAACAGAGCUAAGGGACCAUAGAUGGUGCCAGGGAUUGAAUCUGCAUCUGCCAUGUACAAGGCAAACCACCCUACUUGCUGUACUGUCUCUGUGGCCUCAUAUCACUUUAUUUUAAAAAUUAUUCUCAUUUAGUUUUUAUAGGGGCCAUACCCAGUGGUUGUCAGGGGUCCCAGCAGGCCCAGGACCCACCACGGCUAUACUUGGUGAUACUCGAAGGCCCCUGUGGUGCCAGGAAUCGAACUCUGGGCCUUAAACUUGCUAGUCAUGUGCUACCACUUGGUUGUCUCUCUCACCCUGAGUACUGCUCACAUUUAGAUGUCCUGAGAAGAAUUGUAUGGUACUACAUACAUCAAAAAUUCCUUUAUGAAAAAUUAGAUUUGUUUUGAUACCUUUUUGGGGGGCUACACCCACCUGUGCGCAGGGCUUCCUCCCAACUCUACUCAAGGGAUCACUCCAGGCAGGACUCGGGGUACUAUAUUGAGUGCCAGGGAUCAAACCUGGGGUCUGCUGCAUGCAAGGCAUGUGCUUUAACCUCCUGCUCUGUCUCUCGGCCCAGAUUUGCUAUGAUUCUAUUAGACUGAUUUAUUUAUUGUUUUAGGGUCCUAUCCAGUGGUGCUCAGGGGUUAUUCCUGGCUCUGUGCUCGGGGAUCAGUCCUGGCAGGGCUCAGGGAACCAUGUGACCUCACCACUCUACAGUCUCUUUAGCCUCUUCAUCAAACAUGUUUUACAGAAAAUCCCAAACAGUAUCUUAUUUCAUAUUUUCAUUAUAUAAAUCAUUUCAGUGUUGGAAAAGAUUAUGUUUGUCCUUUUCAGUGACAUUGAUAUCCCACAUUCCAUGAAAGGACAAAUAUUUUCUUAACAGGUUUCCAGUCCAUAGUCACAUUUUUCUGAUUACCCCAUUGGUUAUUUGAAUAAGAAUUUAAACAAACAGAGCAUGUUAAAUAGAAAGUGUGGCUAGUUAUGUGUCACUAAUCACUUUUUAAUCCUCUCAUUCUCUUCUCCUCCAUUAUUUUAUUAGGGAAAAAAAAAACCUGAUUGAUCAGUCAUUUCCAAGUCUGGAUUUUGCUGGUUACAGUUCUGUUCUGUGUUUGUAAAUUUUAAAUAUUUGUCCUAUUAAUUUGAUUUGGCGUGUGGGUGUUGCGGACACAUCCUGCAGUGCUCAGGGCUUACUUCCAGCUCUGUGCUCUGUGAUCACUCUUGGUGAUACUUGGGGAGUCACACGUGAUGCCAGGGAUCAAGACGGGGUCUGCUGCAUAGAGAGCAAGCACCUUAACCUUUGCACUGUCUCUCCCUCCAGCCUCUCAUUUGAUAUUUUUGUGUCAUGAAUUGACAGGAUUCGUGUAGUGGUUUGCCAGAGGAAAUCGGUAGCCAAGAAGCAGAAGCAUUUAAGAAAAACAGAAGACUUUGGGUGGAUUUCGACAGCCCGGAAUAGGCCUGUGCCAUUCUUGGGCACCUGCCUCCUUCAAGACCUGCUCUGCGCACCGCCUCUUCUGGGAAGCCUGCCUGGACUCUCCCUGUCUGGCACCUGGAUGCAAAAAUGAUCCUACACAUCCUUUCAUCUAUCUUUGGUGUUUAUUUAAAGCGAGGAGCGAAGUUUGGAGGUAGCCGCCGGGCGAGCGGCGCGGCGGCCGGCGCGGGGAGCGGGCCCCGCCGCCCGGCGCGGGGGUGAGCGAGAGAGAGCGGCGGAGCGCGUGUGGCCGGCGCCGCUCGGCCGGGAGCGCCCGCGCCCGCGCCCCGCGCCCGCCGCCGCCGCCGCCGCCCCUGGUGCGAUGGCGCAGAAACCCCGUUGACAAGGCACUGCUUUUUCAUGACGUUGUCAUGGAUGAUGAUGAUGAUUCGUGUCUCCUUGAUCUUAUUGGAGACCCACAAGCAUUGAACUAUUUUCUACAUGGACCUAGUAAUAAAUCUAGCAAUGAUGACUUGACUAAUGCAGGAUAUUCUGCAGCCAAUUCAAAUUCAAUUUUCGCCAACUCUAGUAAUGCUGACCCUAAGUCGUCCCUCAAAGCUGUAAGCAGCCAGCUUGGAGAAGGGCCCAGUGACGGACUGCCUCUCUCGAGUAGCCUUCAGUUUCUGGAAGAUGAACUUGAGUCUUCUCCCCUCCCUGAUCUCAGUGAGGACCAACCUUUUGACAUUCUUCAGAAAUCCUUGCAGGAGGCCAACAUCACUGAGCAGACUUUGGCAGAAGAGGCGUACCUGGAUGCCAGUAUAGGUUCAAGCCAACAGUUUGCACAAGCCCAGCUUCAUCCUUCUUCAUCAGCAUCCUUUACUCAGGCUUCUAACGUUUCUAAUUACUCAGGGCAGACACUGCAGCCUGUGGGGGUGGCCCACGUGCCGGUGGGAGCGUCGUUUGCAAGCAGCACCGUGGGCGUGCAGCAUGGCUUCAUGCAGCAGGUGGGCAUCAGCGUUCCUGGCCAGCACUUACCCAACAGCAGCCAGAUCAGCGGUUCUGGUCAGAUCCAGCUGAUUGGGUCAUUUGGUAACCAACCUUCCAUGAUGACGAUUAACAACCUCGAUGGCUCUCAGAUCAUACUAAAGGGCAGCGGACAGCAGGCACCAUCGAACGUGAGCGGAGGACUCCUGGUCCACAGGCAGACCCCGAAUGGCAACUCCUUGUUUGGGAACUCCAGUUCCAGCCCCGCGGCACAGCCCGUCACCGUCCCAUUCAACAGCACGAGUUUCCAAACGUCUGUACCUGUGCAUAACAUCAUCAUACAAAGAGGUCUCACACCGAAUUCAAAUAAAGUCCCAAUCAACAUCCAGCCGAAGCCCGUCCAGAUGGGGCAGCAGAAUACGUACAACGUGAACAACUUGGGGCUCCAGCAGCACCACGUCCAGCAGGGGAUCUCCUUCGCCUCCGCCAGCUCCCCGCAGGGCUCAGUGGUCGGGCCGCACAUGUCCGUGAGCAUCGCGAGCCCACAGGCCCCGAGGAAACCGGUCACCUCGCAGGCAGUGGGCAGCACGGGCGGCAGCAUCGUCAUCCACUCGCCCAUGGGCCAGCCUCACACGCCCCAGAGUCAGUUCCUCAUCCCCACCAGCCUUGCCGUCAGCUCCAACUCGGUCCAUCACGUCCAGACCAUCAACGGGCAGCUGCUGCAGACCCAGCCCUCGCAGCUCAUUUCGGGCCAGGUGGCCUCGGAGCAUGUCAUGUUGAACAGAAACUCUUCCAACAUGCUCAGGGCCAACCAGCCCUACUCCGGACAGAUGCUGAACAACCAGAACGCCGCCGUCCAAUUAGUGUCUGGCCAGACGUUCGCCGCCUCCGGCAGCCCCGUGAUCGUCAACCACGCCUCCCCCCAGAUGGUCGGCGGGCAGAUGCCCUUGCAGCAAGCAUCCCCCACUGUCUUGCACCUGUCGCCCGGGCAGGGCAGCGUCUCCCAAGGAAGACCUGGCUUUGCGGCCAUGCCCUCAGUGCCCAGCAUGUCCGGACCCUCCCGGUUCCCUGCGGUCAGCUCCUCCGGCACCGCCCACCAGAAUCUCGGGUCAGCCACUCAGGCGGGGGCGCCGGGCUCCAGCUUUACCCCCGAUCAGCUGACCCCGCCCAACAGGACUCCGGGGCCGGGCAAUGCCUCUCACCGUCUUCCGGUCUCCACUUCCAAGUCCACCAGCACCUUCAGUAACACGCCGGGCACAGGAACCCAGCAGCCGUUCUACUGCCAGGCUCAGAAAAAGAGUUUGAAUCAGCCGUCCCCCAUUUCCGCUUCCAGGACCCCAGAUGGCCUGAGGCAAGCACAGAUCCCUGGCCUCCUGAGCACCGCCCUGCCAGGGCAAGAUUCUGGAAACAAAGUCCUCCCGGCACCCUUAGGAACCACCCAGCCACAGCAGGACAAAGUAGCUGGAUCAUCUCCCGGCCAGCCAGCUCUGCAGGUGGAUGGUCACUCGGGAGGACAGAAGAGGCCUGCAGCAAAGCAGCUAACUAAAGGAGCUUUCAUCCUCCAGCAGUUACAGAGGGACCAAGCCCAUGCCGUGACCCCUGACAAGAGCCAGUUCCACUCGCUGAGCGACGCCGUGCAGCGGCUGCUCUCCUACCACGUGUGCCAGGGCUCCAUGCCCUCCGAGGAAGACUUGAAGAAAGUCGACAGUGAAUUUGAGACGGUUGCCGCCCAGCUCCUGAAGAGGACCCAGGCUAUGCUGAACAAGUACCGGUGUCUGCUGCUGGAAGAUGCCCUGCGGAUCAACCCCUCUGCGGAGAUGGUGAUGAUGGACAGGAUGUUCAACCAGGAGGAGAGGGCGUCUCUGUCCCGGGACAAGCGGCUGGCACUUGUAGACCCUGAGGGCUUCCAGGCUGAUUUCUGUUGUUCCUUCAAACCUGACCGCGCUGCCCCAGAGACGCACUUUGGCAGGAGUGACCAGCAUGGUGGGAAAACGUCCAGCUCCCUCCAUCCGACACCCAAGGCCCCGAGCAGAGAUCGAGCCAAACCAGGCGCAGCAGAACCCCCGAAUCAUGACCCGUUUCAUCUAGUGCCUAAUCACAUCGUGGUCUCCGCAGAAGGAAACAUUUCGAAAAAAACUGAAUGCCUCGGCCGGGCCCUGAAGUCGGACCGAGGGGGCUUAGCUCAGUACCGGGGCGCGUCGGAAGAGAAGUGCAGCCGGAGGGACUCCGUGAAGGCCAGGGAGUGCUCCCCUGGUCCCGAGGGACACCGGAAAUGCUUGUCCAGACCCGAUGCUGGGACUGAGAGCAAACUCUCGAGUAUCCUUGCCGACCCCCACUUGGAGCUGACGUGUAACAAUUCCUUCCAGGACAAAGCGCUGCGGAGUUCUCCAAAGAAUGAAGUUUUACAUACAGACAUCAUGAAAGGGUCAGGCGAGCCCCAGCCCGACCUCCAGCUCACCAAGAGUCUAGAAACCACGUUUAAGAACAUCUUGGAACUCAAGAAGGCCGGGCGGCCGCCCCAGAGUGACCCUGUGGUGAGCGGCUCUGUGGAGUUGGAUUUCCCCAACUUUUCUCCAAUGGCUCCGCAGGAAAAUUGCCUGGAAAAGUUUAUCCCGGACCACAGUGAAGGCGUUGUCGAAACUGACUCCAUUUUAGAAGCAGCUGUAAAUAGCAUCUUAGAGUGUUAAUAGCAGCCGUCCCGCCCCGCCCCCCGCCCCACCCCAGACCCCACCCCGGACAAGUUACACUCUUUCCUGGCAAAAGCAAAUGGAAUCGGUCUCCUGUCUCCAGCCUGCUCGAUCUUUCAUCACAGGUUAUUCUUUCUGAUCUCAGACCCCUUCUUUGUCGAAGAGCAAUACUCGUGAGGCUACGGGGAGGCCCUCUAGGAGCAGCCCUGGGGAGCAGUCUGGUAGGCCCCGCACAUUUCAAGUGUUACGGAAGUGCUUAUAUAGUCUUGCUUUUUUGUUGUUGUUGGCUUUUUUGUUUUGUUUUUGUUUUUUUAUUUGCCCCCCCCUUUCUCUCUUUUAAGAACACUGUAACUCAAUGAAAUCACAGUAUACUUCUUAGCCCUGAGUAAAAAUUUGACAAUCAUCUAAGUUAUUUGAGGAGAAUCGACUCAUUAAAGGAGAUUAAACAGGACUGGUAGAAGCUACUUUUUAAAGAAUAUCCCGCUGGAUCUGCAAAUUUUAGUUUGGGGAUGGGUUAAUUUUGUUCUGGGGAGGUGGUUUUAUUUUUUUCCUGUUGCUGUGGUGAGGGGGGAGACAAGCCGGUUCUCCCUCCGCUCUGCUAGCACUGGGCAGUGAGUCGCUGCCCACCGCACCCCGGCCCCCUGCCCCCCUGCCCAGUCCGGGCGGAAGGGCACAGCAGAUCAGCUGCAGGUAUCUGUGCUCAGGCCGAGGUGCUCGGCUGCUCUCUCCCCAGGCUGCAGAGCAAAGCCUCAGGCUCAGGCUCUUGGGCACAGCCACACUGAAGUCCGUCUGGCGGGUGCUCCACGCCUAGUGGCAGCAGCCUGGCUUGAGACACUGUCCCCGGGCGAAAUAAAAGCCAAUGGAAACCAGUGGAGUCCAGAGUGCAGGGGAGCCAGGGCGAGCCGUGAGGAACACACUGUGUAUAUAUGUAAAGGCAUAUAUCCGCUAGCGCGCGAGAAGACAGGCGUACGUGUCUGAUCCUCGGACACAGCCAACAGACGCUGUUCUGUUUCCAUUUGUCGCUGGGUUUUCCUGCCUUCCACCUUCUCUGCAUCGUCUCCCACAGCCAGCUGCCAGCCAUCAGCACUUGCCCUUGAAAACAGUGUUGUAAAUCGGGUUUGUUUGUUUUCUUUUUUUUUAGUUUAAAGUCAGUUCAGGGGUCUUUGGCCUUGUACCUGCUUCUUGUUGUCUGAGAACCUGUAGUCAGCCCCAGCAUCAAUCACUACCAAAUCACAGACAAACCAAAAGUCAGCAGCGCACCCUGGCCCGGAGGGAACGACCGGGUCGGGCUCCGGCUUGAGAGCAGGGGUGUGGGCCCACGUUCCUCCCCGAGCCCCGGGCAGACUGCUUUAUGGACGCGUGUUUCUUUUCAGGGGCACUGUCCCCACUCUUCCUUUUUUCUACACCCCCCACACGGCAUUGCCUUUCUGUGGCUUCUUUCACGACGUGACAGCCUGUUGCCAGGAGAGCCACAGAAUAGCGUUUUACAGACACGCCCACGUGCCCCCCCCCCCCAGAGGCCACUUCGGUGGCUGUGCACACACGCUGCCCCUUUCAUGCAUGUGCUCUCGUCCAUGCUGUCUCCCCUCUGGCUUUUGGAGGUGCGGCCACUGCCUCCACUCUGACACGUCACCAGACCCGCUUCUGGCUGUCCCCAGAGCAGGGGCAGGCCGCCGUUUUCCUCGUAUUGGACAUUUCUCUCCAGCUUGGCCUACGGUUGAAGGGAAGGUUCCCAGUUGCUAGGAAAACACAGCCACAGGCGACCUGCCCACCCCCACCCCAUCCCCGCCCCCAGAGCAGUCCCCAAGAGAGCCUUCAUCGGAGCAGAGCUCCUCCCCCCAGCCUCGCCCGCCAACGGGAACUGGAAAAUCGGGGGCCAUUUUAGGGCCACCGUUUUUUCCUUAUUUGUGCCAAUGUCCACGUUGCAGGUUUUCCCUUUUUCCUGUAUUGUAACAUAUUAGAAAGAUGAGUUGGUAUUGCCAGUUGGAAUUUUCUGCUUGGGCAGCCCUGGGGUAACACCCUUCCCUGCACCCCUCGAUUUCGUAGGCCCUUCUUCUCUUGGGGCUCCUUGAAAAAGGACUCCCCUCCUGAUCAAAUCCUUCUCAUUGUGGAAUUUUAUGCCUGGAAGCCUGCCCACAGGCUCCUCAGAGUUACAUUAAUUACCAAGAAUCAGUGGAAUUCUUACAAGAUAAGAUGAGCUUCCUGGACCUUCCCGUCUGCCCCUGGCCACCCCUGCCCUCACUUCUCUACUGACCGUCUCAGUGGGUUUUGAGGCCCUGUCACUUGUCUAGCAAACAGAGCCUAAUUGACCAAAAUGAAGCCUGUAAAUCUUUGUGUCCUUGUAUGUAAGUUUACUUUUUUAUGGAGGGAAGACUCUAGAUAAUGACAGAUGAAGAUUACGAGAUGUAUUUUGCUCCUGUGAUUAGGUGAAAGCGCUCAUGGGUCCUAAAUCGCAUGUCACGCCUGCCCCUGCUCCGAGCAAGAGCCAGAGCUCCGCUCCAGACGGCCAACCUCGGUUCCAGUUCAUUAGUCAAAGUUAAGUUCUAGAACUACUUGUACUCAGUAACAGAACAAAACGACAAAACAAAAAAAAAAUUUUUUUUUCUUUUCUUCCUUUCCUUCUUUUUUUUCUUUUCUGUUGUGGAAAAGUGUGAAUCUGUUAUGAAGCCUUUGAUUUCCUAUGUCCUUAAGUACUGCCUAAAGAUAAAGCAAAUUUUAAACUGGCAAUUACGAAAAAGAACUUUUAGCUCUGAAGAGUUUAGUAGACUUUGUUAGAAUUAGGGAGGCCUUACAGACUGUCUUGACUUAAAGAGGGCACGUCACUCACUGUCUCUGCUGUGGGCUUUAUCUGCUCAAAUACCUUCAUUUGUAUAGUAUGUCUCACUUGAAAUUGCUUUGUAUACAUUUUGUAAAAAUAUUUAUAAAAUGUUUUGUAAAAAAAAAAGUAUAACAAAUUGCAGUUUAUUUUGUUAUGUUGGAUAAAUACUGUUAAAAAGAAACCAGUCAGUAACUAUAUUGUUAAUCCAUGGUUAGGAAAUGUUUAGUUGGAGAUUACAAAAUGAAACAACCAUUGCAAUACAGCCAAAGAUUUGGGAAAAUGUGCAA